UGGAGUUGCCGAGUCACCGCAGUGGCUGAGCUGGCUGACAGGAGGCGAGCUGGGGUGGGGAGCGGGCGCGGCGGAGGCAGCCAGCGGGAUCGGGCGCGGGAGCGGGGGAUGAGGCUGCGGCCGGGCGCGACGGCUCCUCUCGUCGCCCUGUGAGGAGGCCGCGGUGCCCGCCCUCUCUGCUCGCGCUCGUGGCCGGCCGGCCUCGCCUUCCUCCUCCCUUCCUCCGUCCCGCCUUCCCUCCCUCGCUCACUCGCCCGCCCGCCCGGCCGCGCCUUUCACUCGCCCGUUCGCUGCACCGCCUGCACCGGGGAAGCUGCGCCGCCGCCGCCGCCCACGUUCCGCGUCCCCUCCCUCCCCAUCCCCCCGGCACCAUGAUGGAGGAGAUCGACCGGUUCCAGGUGCCCACGGCGCACUCGGAGAUGCAGCCGCUGGAUCCAGCAGCUGCAUCCAUCUCAGAUGGAGACUGUGAUGUCCGGGAAGGAGAGACUGUAGCCAUGAAUUACAAACCAUCCCCACUCCAAGUGAAAUUGGAGAAACAGCGAGAGCUUGCUCGAAAGGGCUCCUUGAAAAAUGGCAGCAUGGGCAGUCCAGUCAACCAGCAGCCCAAGAAGAACAAUGUGAUGGCUCGAACAAGGCUGGUUGUCCCCAACAAAGGAUACUCUUCACUUGAUCAGAGUCCAGACGAGAAACCAUUGGUGGCCCUUGACACGGACAGUGAUGAUGACUUUGACAUGUCCAGAUAUUCCUCCUCGGGCUACUCCUCAGCAGAGCAGAUCAACCAAGACUUGAACAUCCAGCUGCUGAAGGAUGGUUACCGGUUAGAUGAGAUCCCCGAUGACGAGGACCUCGACCUCAUCCCCCCUAAAUCUGUGAACCCCACAUGCAUGUGCUGCCAGGCUACUUCCUCUACUGCCUGCCACAUCCAGUAACGGCCAGCAUGGGCCAGGACAGGGGCAGAGGGGGGAGGGGGCACAUCUGGUGCCCAUUCCCUCCCUGGUUCCCAUUCUGGGCCCUGCUCCUGGCCUUAGCUACUGGCCAACUUCUUAACAGCCAUUGCUUCCUCCUAUGGUAGGACGUGUACCUCUGUGUUCAUGAAGCCGGGAGAAACCAAAAUGAGAUUUCACUGGGGGGUGGGGUGGGGGGAGGGUGGUAGGGGCUCUUUGUUCAUUGAUUUGUUUAAAGGGGACUCAGCCAGCUUCCCCUUCUCCCUAAAACCACCACCACCUCCAUUGGCUUCCCAGCCAUGACUGUCUCCAGCAGACAGACUGGCCAAAAAUCCAGGGGAGAGCAGGAGGGGGAGAUGGGAGAAGGAGAGACACCAGGGGUUAGCGAGGGCUGAAAGGGGACUGACAAGGGAAGCAGCCUGGAGCUCUGGCCUCCACAGGCCUAGGCUAAGUCAGUCUGUGUUUCAUUCAGAAGAGAGCUCUGCCAGAUUGUCCUCAGGCCAGGCCGUGACCUAGUCUGAUUUCCCAGGAUGCCCAGGCUCAAAGUCUUCCCCCAGAAGUCCUUGGAGAUGGCCCCGUGAUGAUCUGCUGCAGACAUAGAACACCUGGCAGCUGAAGGAAACCCCAAAGAUUCCUCCUGGAACGGCUCAAGAAGGCCAGGUCCAGGGCCACUCAGCCUAGCCUGGCCUGGCCUGCCCUGGCUCAGCCUCGUGAUAUGAACUGUGGGAACUCAUUAUCUUUGCUGGCCCUGGCUUGUCCUCCUCCUGCCUUCUGACCUAUAUGCUGAUUUUUAGGGUUUUUUUUAAUGUUUAGUGUCCAUCUCCCCUCCUCUCCUGUUCCGUCCAACUUGAGCACAGUUUCUUGGCUUCAUUUUCCAUCCUUUUCCCAGGGGAUAUAAAGGUAGAGGGGAGCCCUCCCAUCUCUACCCCCAGGGGAGCAACUUCUUCUCUUGCUGGCAUCCUCUGUCUCUCUUCCUCUCCCUCUCUCUGUUUAGGAGGAAAAGGGGAGCAGCAGUGUACAUGGAAUCAGGACCAAGGGGGCAAUGAAGAGGAAUUCCCAUCUGCCCAGUUCUGUUGGUGCCCCACUGGGUUUUUAGGGGUGGUGGUGAAUAGAGGGAACUACCUCUGGCCCAGCCUCGCCCCACUUCCCACCCCCCCAUCUCCUUGUCUGCCACCAAGGCUUUGUGGGGAGCUGGAAGCAGGAAAGGAGAGGGAGUUACUAAUGUCAGUCCCCCUCCUCUACUCUGUGGUCAGCUAGAAUCGAGCCUCACCAGGCCUCCCUGUCUCCCUUGCCCUAAGGUUCUGCUUUUCUCAGCAGGCCAAGAUAUCCUUUGGGUCUGCACCAGGCACUGCCUCUGAAUCUGCUCUCCCCUACCCACACGGCUAGCUUCCUUCCCACUGUCACUCGAGUGAGCUGAACUUGCUGCUUGGGAAGUCACCACUUUUGUCCACAUCCUCCCCUUCAUGAGGCUCCGAGGAGAUUGCAUAGAAUAGGCAUUUUCAGGGAAGUGUGUGUGUGUGUGUGUGUGUGUGUGUGUGUGUGUGUGUGUGUGUGUAUGAUUAUAUGUGUACACGUGUGUGUGUCUGUCAGUAUGUGUCUUUGGGUAGUAUGUCUCUGUGUGUAUCUGGUUCUGCCUGUGUGUGCGUGUGUGUGUGUGUGUGUGUGUGUAUAUGUGUGUGUGAGAGAGAGAUAUGUCUGUAUAAGUGUGUGUAGGGUAUGUACUUGCAUAUCUGUGCUACUGCUAGUAUUUCUGUUUGGGUUACAAGGGUCAAAAAAUCCUGGGCCCCUCUUCCCUCUUCCUGAGGGUCCUGGAUCCUGAGUUUGCCUCCCCUUAGUAGGAAAGGAGAGAAUACGAUCCCAUGUGCCAAGGGACGCUCCUAGUUUCAGGAUGGGCAGUGACCUCAAAGGCUGAUGCAAGCACAAAGGAAAACUGUUUGCUUACCAGCGCUUGCCUAGCUCUCUGGAGCUACGUGUUUGGUAAAAACAAAAAAUCAUUUGGGGAAGGAGGGAAGUCCAGAGGGUCCCUGCCUUUAGGGCUAGGAGGUGGAAGGAGCAGGAUCAAAGUGGACCAGACCAAGCCAAGCUUUGGUCUCCUGUGUCCCAAUCUCGGAUAGGCCAGCCUCUGGAAAAGCUGAUUUGCGAAACAGUCAAGGUUGUCAGGACCCUCGCCAGACAUAAGCCCAGCAAGGCCAUUCCCUCCCUGCCUAUCCUCUAGCCUAUCUUUGUGUGCCCAGCCCCAGCCUCCCCACCUCUUAAGUGGGAUUUGGGAUUGGGGUACAGA
This is a messenger RNA of Phascolarctos cinereus (koala), 3225 nucleotides long. It is a transcript of the gene FAM219A, whose product is annotated as family with sequence similarity 219 member A. Lineage: Eukaryota; Metazoa; Chordata; Mammalia; Diprotodontia; Phascolarctidae. The record is from RefSeq and is a predicted model, not a curated record.